Molecule: messenger RNA, 2540 nt
Organism: Pteropus alecto (black flying fox)
Lineage: Eukaryota; Metazoa; Chordata; Mammalia; Chiroptera; Pteropodidae
Gene: GTPBP4
Product: GTP binding protein 4
Exons: 17
Coding region: 90-1994 (634 amino acids)
Biological process (GO): ribosomal large subunit biogenesis
Cellular component (GO): nucleolus
Molecular function (GO): GTPase activity; GTP binding; RNA binding
Source: RefSeq, a predicted model, not a curated record
GGAAGUGACGCUAUCGAGCGGAAAUCCCGCCCCGUUCUCUGCGGGAAGUUCCGCUCACUGGCUUUCGUCCCUCGUGGCCGACCGCCGGCAUGGCGCACUACAACUUCAAGAAGAUCACGGUGGUGCCCUCCGCCAAGGACUUUAUUGACCUGACAUUAUCGAAGACUCAAAGGAAGACUCCAACAGUUAUUCAUAAACAUUACCAGAUCCAUCGCAUUAGACAUUUUUACAUGAGAAAAGUCAAAUUCACUCAACAGAAUUACCAUGACAGACUGUCACAGAUUCUGACAGAUUUCCCCAAAUUGGACGACAUUCAUCCUUUUUAUGCGGAUUUGAUGAACAUCCUCUAUGACAAAGACCAUUACAAGUUGGCUCUGGGACAGAUAAACAUUGCCAAAAACUUAGUAGACAAUGUUGCCAAAGAUUACGUGCGGCUCAUGAAGUAUGGGGACUCCCUGUACCGCUGCAAGCAGCUGAAGCGCGCUGCCCUGGGGCGGAUGUGCACUGUGAUCCGGAGGCAGAAGCAGAGUUUGGAGUAUCUGGAGCAAGUGCGUCAGCAUCUGUCCCGUCUGCCAACUAUUGAUCCGAACACGAGAACCCUGCUUCUGUGUGGGUACCCGAAUGUUGGCAAAUCCAGCUUCAUCAAUAAGGUGACGAGAGCAGACGUGGAUGUCCAGCCUUACGCAUUUACGACCAAGUCUCUGUUUGUCGGACACAUGGAUUAUAAGUACCUGCGUUGGCAGGUUGUAGAUACCCCGGGGAUUUUGGACCAGCCUCUGGAGGACAGGAACACCAUCGAGAUGCAAGCCAUCACGGCCCUGGCCCACUUGCGCGCCGCCGUGCUGUAUGUGAUGGACGUGUCCGAGCAGUGCGGGCACGGGCUGCAGGCGCAGCUGGAGCUCUUCCGGAACAUCCGGCCUCUGUUCGUGGGCAAGCCUCUCGUGGUCGUGGCCAACAAGUGCGACGUGCGGAGGAUAGCCGAGCUCCCCGAAGACAGCCAGAAAAUAUUCAUGGAUUUGCAGGCUGAAGGAUUUCCUGUGGUGGAGACCAGCACCUUGACAGAGGAAGGGGUCAUUAAAGUGAAAACAGAGGCUUGUGACAGGCUUUUAGCUCAUCGAGUUGAAACCAAAAUGAAAGGAAAUAAAGUGAACGAGGUGCUGAACAGAUUGCAUUUGGCUGUGCCAAACAAAAGAGAUGACAAGGAGAGGCCCCCUUUCAUCCCGGAGGGAGUGGUGGCACGCAGGAAGAGAAUGGAGACCGGGGAGCCGCGGAGGAAGAGGGAACGAGAUAUUGAACUGGAACUGGGAGACGAUUACGUGCUGGAUCUUCAGAAGUACUGGGACAUACUGAAUUUGUCCGAGAAACACGAUAAGAUACCUGAGAUCUGGGAAGGCCACAACGUUGCCGAUUUCAUCGACCCCGACAUCAUGCAGAAACUAGAGGAGUUGGAGAAAGAGGAAGAGCUGAGGGCAGCUGCGGGCGAGUACGACAGUGAGCCUGAGAGUGACGACGACGAAAUGGGGGAGAUCCGACAGCUGGCGAAAGAAAUCAGAGAAAAAAAGAAGCUGAAAAUUCUGCAGUCCAAAGAGAAGGACACACAGGGACCCAGAAUGCCGCGGACCGCUAAGAAGGUUCAGCGGAAAGCCUUGGAGGAUGAGAUGCGCAGCCUCGGUGUCGCCGUGGGUGGUGAUGAGAACGCCCACUAUGCAGUCCAGGCCAGACUGUCUCGGAGUGUCACCAGGAAGAGGAAGCGGGAGGACUCUGUCCCGCCCCCAUCCGUCGCCCGGAGUCGCAGCUGCUCUCGAACUCCGCGGGACGUCUCUGGUCUUCGGGACGCCAAGAUGGUGAGGAAAACCAAGACUAUGAUGAAGAAAGCGCAGAAGCAGAUGAACCGAUCGGGGAGGAAGGGGGAGGCAGACAGGCACGUGUUCGACAUGAAGCCCAAGCACUUACUCUCUGGGAAGAGGAAAGCCGGUAAAAAGGACAGGAGAUAGUGUCCACUGCAGCCGGACCGGUGAGUGAGACUGCGGCUUCUUGUUCCUGAAUGAGAUGGCUCCUGAAACUGGCGUCAGGGACCCGGAAACUGAACAGCAGGAAGUAGCCGAAAGCCCUGUUGCUUUCCUGAAAGCCGCGCCCACCCCUCACCUGUGCGAGCGUGGGGACGUCCACCUCUGCGUGGCACUGCAAGUAUGCGGAGGAGACGCUGGUUUCUGCACUUACUGAGGGGCUUUGGUUGCAUCAGCUUUGCAGAACUGAAAAGAUUUAUUGCUGUGACUGCCGUUGGUGAGGGAGCGAAAUCUUCUCUUUGGUAAGAGGGCACUUCGGUUUGGUCAGUGCAUGUGAAUAGUCCUUUUCUGCAGAGAAAACAUCUGCACUUGUGAACAGCGGCAGCGGCUGCCGGCCCUGCCCCACAGACCCGGGCCGAGCGCGGCUUGCUGUUAGAAUGCCGGCACUGAGUGCUCCUCCACUCCUCCCGCACCAGGUACCAUUGUAAUCUGUCUUCAGCCAGUUGUCCAAAAUAAACUUCUAAAAGAAAAUAA